Messenger RNA from Eucalyptus grandis, 2765 nucleotides. Its product is annotated as pre-rRNA-processing protein esf1. Bases 133 to 2313 code for a protein of 726 amino acids. Gene Ontology annotation, biological process: rRNA processing. Lineage: Eukaryota; Viridiplantae; Streptophyta; Magnoliopsida; Myrtales; Myrtaceae. Gene Ontology annotation, cellular component: nucleus. The transcript has 7 exons. Gene Ontology annotation, molecular function: RNA binding. The record is from RefSeq and is a predicted model, not a curated record.
AACCGUUGCCAAGCGGGCAGCGCCCUCGAGCCCGACAAGAACGUCUCGGUCCUCUCCUUCCUAAAUCCUCGCCGCCUCCGCGCUUAAACCCUAAUUCACUCUCUGAGAAGCAUCCUCUCCACGAGGGAAGAGAUGGGCUCCAAAGGCAAGAACAAGCACGGCAAGCCGAAAGCCGGGCCUUCCAAUCUCGAGCCGAAGGCCGGCGGCCAUGAAUCCGCCGCCGGCGGCGGCUCCGGCGGCUCUGGCGGUGCCGGCGGCGGCGCCAAAGUCAUCACCGACUCGAGGUUCGCUUCGGUGCACUCGGACCCGAGGUUCCAGAGAGUGCCGAAGCACAAAGCCAAGGUCGCCAUUGACUCGCGGUUCAACCGCAUGUUCUCGGACAAGAGCUUCUCCUCGUCCGCCGCUCCGUUGGAUAAGAGGGGCCGGCCUAAGAAGCAGAGCUCGCAGAGCUCGCUUCGCCAUUACUACCGGAUCGAGGAAGACGAGGGGGACAGGGAAGAAGAGGAGGAAGAGGAGGAGGCGGGGCAGGAGCAGAGAGCGAGCGUGGCAAAGAGAGCUGAGCUGAGCGAAGGCUCGGAGGAGUCGGAUUCGGAGGAUGAAUCGGAAUCGGGAUCGGAGGGUGAGCUGGAGAGCGGUGAUGAGUCGGAGUCGACCACUGAUACUGAUGAAGAAGGGGAUGAGGAGGUUUACGACGAAGAAGGCGCUGAAAUUCAGGAGGAAAACAUACCAACUAUUGACAAGGAAACUCGGAGGCUUGCUGUUCUUAAUAUGGACUGGAGACAUGUCAAGUCUGUUGACUUGUUUGUCCUUCUAAGCUCUUUCCUUCCCAAAGGUGGUCAAAUCUUGUCUGUGGGUGUCUACCCAUCUGAGUUCGGGAUCCAACGCAUGAAAGAGGAAGAAAUUCAUGGCCCUGUUGGGCUCUUUGAUGAUGAGGACGGUGGGAAUGAAGAUGACGAUGAGGGUGAGAUUGAUCAUGAGAAACUGCGUGCAUAUGAGAAAAGUAGACUGAGGUACUAUUAUGGUGUAGUGGAAUGUGAUUCAAGUGCUACGGCUGAUUACCUUUACAAUGCUUGCGAUGGGCUUGAAGUUGAAAGAUCGUCAAAUGUGCUUGAUUUGAGAUUCAUUCCUGACUCAAUGGAGUUUAAGCAUCCACCUCGUGAUGUUGCAACAGAGGCACCUGUAAACUAUGAGGCUGUAGAUUUCCAAACUCGAGCUCUGCAGCAAAGUAAAAUCCAUCUAACAUGGGAUGAAGAUGAGCCUGAUCGUGUGAAGACCCUGAAACGAAAAUUCAAUGCUGAUCAGCUAGCUGAUCUUGAACUGAAAGAGUUUUUGGCUUCCGAUGAGAGUGAAUCUGAUGACGAUCGGGACGAGGGUGUUUUGGAUGAGCAAACUGAUAAGAAAGGGAGGAAACGUGAUAAGUACCGUGCUUUACUCGAGGGAGGUGAUGGCUCUGAUGGAGAUGGGGAGGACGAGAACAAGGAUAUGGAAAUAACUUUUAAUACUGGCUUAGAAGAUUUAAGCAAACGCCUUUUAGAGAAGAAAGAUAAGAAAUCUGAAACAGUUUGGGAGGCGCACCUCAGAAAAAGCCGUGAGAAGAAGAACGCUAGGAAGAACAAGGCCAAGAAUUCAUCCGAUGAUGAGAGCAGCGACACUGAUGAGGAUGGAGUUGAUCAAGUGGAUGACUUUUUUGUUGAAGAGCCUUCAGCUAAGAAAAGUAAAAAGGGAACUCAUGAGAAGAAUAAUAAGGCAGAGAACGAGUUCCAAGAUGUAGAUGGGGAAGGAGAAGCAAGCAGAGCUGAGCUUGAGCUGUUGCUUGCUGAUGAGAAUGGGGCUGAUACUGGACCCAAGGGGUAUAAAAUCAAAACUAAAAAGGCCAAAGGGAAGAAGGGAAAUCAAAUGGCAGAUGAAGACAAAAUACCAACUGUUGAUUAUAGCGAUUCCCGGUUUUCUGCUCUUUUCACUUCACCACUCUUUGCUUUGGACCCCACUGAUCCACAAUUCAAGAGGAGCGCGGCUUAUGCUCGGCAGGUUGCACAGAGACAGCAGAAGGGCGAUCGUCCAGAGUCUGUGAAGAAAGAUUCUAAGAAAGAUGUGGCCAACAUUGACUUACCACCCGAUGACCUGCACAGUGAGAAAGGUGAGCUUCUGAAGUCGGAUGUGUUGCCCCCAAGGAAAGAGAAGCACGAGUUGUCUUCAUUAGUGAGAUCACUCAAGAUGAAAUCCAAGCAAGUUCGUUUACCUUUCAACAGCAAGUCCUUGAAGAAAGUAGACAAAGUUCAGUCUAGAAGACAUGAAAGAAAAGGGGAACACUGAGUAUCAAGAUUACUGCAGUCGACAUAGAAAAAUGAGUUUUUGAUAGAAAUUAACAUAGAAGAGUUUUUUAAACGACAGUCUGUGGUAACCUCCGCUGCAUAGAAACAUGGUUCUACGCGGUGCUUCUCAAGCUUUGGAGAACCUUCGAAUAGUCUUGUGCGGUAAAUGUGCAGAAAGAUCAGAAGGCUUGUGUUAUUUCUGGCUUCCAUGCCGUCUCUGGCUACACAUUCUUGUAUCAUUCUCAGCUUCAUCAUUGUACUUCUUCAAGUCAAGCCAACAGGGUCAUUUCAUUUUUUGUUCCUUUUUGCCAGACCAGAGGGCCAUCAUUGAAAUGGUGUCGUAUUCCAUCGUUUCGUGUUCCGAGUUGUCUCUUCUUCUGUUCUUACUUUUCUUUUUCUUUGACAAUCCCCUAUCAAUUAAUAAGAGAAUCGGCAUCCGCAGUUUUGAUUUGA